AUGUCUCGAGGAAGCAGUGCUGGAUUUGAUCGUCAUAUUACUAUCUUUUCGCCUGAGGGAAGAGUCUACCAAGUUGAAUAUGCAUUCAAAGCGAUCAAUUCGACAAAUUUGACGGCCGUUGCCGUGAAGGGUGUUGAUUGCGCUGUUGUUGCAGUCCAGAAACGCGUCCCAGACAAGCUGAUUGUGGCGGACUCUGUGACAAGCUUAUAUCAACUAACCCCAACGAUAGGAUGCGCCAUGGUUGGCAUGAUACUGAUGCUGUUGAUCUCGUACGAUGAGGAAGAAGGACCGCAGAUUUAUCGAGUGGAUCCAGCCGGAUAUUAUCGUGGGAUGCGUGGUGUUAGCGUUGGAGUGAAACAGCAACCGGCGAACAGUUUUUUGGAAAAGAAACUGAAGAAGAAAAACGAUUUCACUUACGAUGUUGCAGUACAGGUUUGCUGCUUUUGUGAUAGGUUCCGAAAAGAAAUCAUCGUUGACUUUAAAACAAGUUUCGCAAUUUUAUUUGCUUUUUUCCAGUUUUUUUUAUAACU
Gongylonema pulchrum is the source of this 530-nucleotide messenger RNA. Lineage: Eukaryota; Metazoa; Nematoda; Chromadorea; Rhabditida; Gongylonematidae. The record is from the annotation of a GenBank genome assembly.